This is a messenger RNA of Ruditapes philippinarum (Manila clam), 2220 nucleotides long. RefSeq lists its product as uncharacterized. Lineage: Eukaryota; Metazoa; Mollusca; Bivalvia; Venerida; Veneridae. The record is from RefSeq and is a predicted model, not a curated record. The coding region runs from base 94 to 765 and encodes 223 amino acids. The transcript is spliced from 5 exons.
UGUAUGAACGUAUAAUAGCCAUACGAUUUCUAUAAGUGACAAACGGGAUUAAUUAAUACGUUGUAUAAUGCUGGUUUAUGGAGACAAUGCAUUAUGAUUAACAUAGUUUUAUUGUUCGGAAUAAUAUCUGCUUCACUUUGGCAUGUAAACGUCUGUGCGUUCUAUAUCACAGAGGAGAAAACCACAUGGGGAAGUCCAUAUAAAGAUUGUAUUCCGGCUACUCCAAAAGUAAAAGUUGGUACUGACAUGAAUUAUUACCUUAAUGAAAGUCUUGAAGAUUUGCCGUCCAAUGACACAGUAUGGGUGGGUUAUUACCAGGUAGUCAGAGUAUUCGAGUACAUAGGAUGCGUUACGAUGGAAAGCAUUGUAAACAACGGAGAACAUCCCUUUGUUGAAAUAAACGGAGAUCCCGGACAUUGCUUUCCAGGAUGUGGUGAUCACACUAUAGUUGGCGUAACAAAAACAAAGUGUUACUGCCUGGGUUCAGACAUAUUGUUAACACAUCCUACACAGACCAGAUGUACUCACGAAUGUAACCACCCUAUUGUUUCGUGUGGUUAUGAUAGUACGGUUAUGAAAUAUGCUUUCCUAUCAAUUUACAAAAUGAAUCCAAGUGUGACCGCUAGCGCAAUACGCUAUGCAUAUCAUGUGGGAUAUAACUGUCUCGCGUUGAAUCCUGACAACCCAAAAAGCUUUAUUUGGGAUAAAUGUACCCAUGCCUUAGUACCAAUGUGUGCAAAUGUUAAGUAUAUAUUUAAUCAUUAAAUCAAUUAAUCAUUGUUUAUAUUACCUUUGUUAAUACUACAAGUUUGCAACGACGGUUUGCACUGUAGUAGCCAGACGGUCAUAUCAUUUAUUUACGAAGCAACACACAUUCACACGCACACGCACACGCACGCACGCACGCACGCAUACACACACACACACACACACACACACACAAACUAAAGACGGUGACAGGUAGCCCGACGUUUAUUUCGUUUAAAUUAAUCUAUAUAUAACCGGUGUAAUGACCGAACAGAUGGGCAAAUAUGCCUACGAUUUAUAUCGUGGUCUUGCAAACACUUUUAAUAUCGGAAAGUCCUGGGUUUUUUAAUUAAUAACAUACGUACAUAAUAUAUAAUACAUUUUGUUACAUACAGCAGGAAUAGACAUACAGUUGGUAUAAAUCUAGCGGCCAAGUAGCGGGCGUUGCUGUUUCAUCAAAGUACAAUUAUGUUGACAAACUAUCGAUGUUGUUAACGCAUUCGACCGAAUUUUGCACUAGUAUACACAUAUAUUAACAAACAUACUCACUAUGAAACAUGAAGUUACUUUAAAGAUACUCGGCCGAACUAAAAAUAUCGUAUCUUAGGAAACAUAGAAAUAGACAUAAUAAGGAUUAUGGUCUAUUGUUUAAAGUUUUGAAAUAUUGAAAUCAUAUGUAUAUGUUGACAGUUAGAAUCACAUACGAAAUAUUUUAAAGUGUAUAAAGCUAUAUAUCUGAUACAAAAAUAUUGUUUGAAUUUCAAAAAAGAAUACUGCCAAAAUGCUUGUAUGAAAUAAAAAUGGCAAUGAAUUACCUUAAAGCGAGUGGCACAUGCACAAAAUCAUUGCUUAACGGAUAAAACCCUACUUAAAAUAGCAAAAUAAUAUUUUGUUCCGGAAUAUUUUAUUAUGUUUAUGUACAUUAUUCAUGUGUGUUAAAUAACAGAGACAUUCUAUGGUACAACUUUUUCGGAAAUCAACCAAUAAUGAAACCAAUAUAACUUUACUGUUGAUAAAUUAAAAAAAAAAUAUUUCAUAAGAUAGAUCUAUAGCAAUAGAAACAAAAUCACACUGUGUAUAUCCAUUAAUGCCGGAAUGUGAAAUAACGCACGAUUCGUGCAAAAAGUAACGCAGAAUUGUGCAAUAAAUGGCGGAUACUGGACAGAAUUUCCAAUGCGGUAAGUAAAGUGGCCAAUAUAUUUUUAUUUAACCAAACUGAAAACGGCUGCAAAGACAUAAUUCUUAAUCCCUCAUCAAGAUUAUUUCCACACAAUUGCUUACUUUUCAAGAUCAUUCGUGAAAAUGAUGGUUUGACCACCGUUUUGAGCGUGAUUUUGGCUUUUUGUCGACUCUUUUAAGUACAACAAUGCAUCAUACAUUGUAUAAUUUCAAUGUUUUGUAGGCAAGUGACAUUUAUUAAAUUUCUGUUGACAUUAAUAAUUGAAAAUAAACUGAUAAAAUGUGAUUCAAACC